Molecule: messenger RNA, 1593 nt
Organism: Capsella rubella
Lineage: Eukaryota; Viridiplantae; Streptophyta; Magnoliopsida; Brassicales; Brassicaceae
Product: venom phosphodiesterase 2
Exons: 1
Coding region: 54-1418 (454 amino acids)
Cellular component (GO): vacuole
Source: RefSeq, a predicted model, not a curated record
CUCUAUAAAUAACAUGAGCUGCAUGCAAGAACCCAUUACAAACAUUAUUUCCCAUGGCGACAACCAAACAUGUUCUGUCUCCCAAACUUUCUCUCAUCUUUCUUAAUCUUGUCAUCUUAGCCACCACCGCAGCCGGUACCUAUGGUUUUGACUCUCCGUCGUCCAAAACUUGGCGUCCCUGGCCCUUCAAGAAGCUCAACAAACCGGUGGUUUUGAUGAUUUCUUGCGAUGGUUUCCGGUUCGGUUACCAAUUCAAAACCGACACGCCAAACAUCGACCUUCUCAUUUCCAGAGGAACUGAAGCCAAACACGGUUUAAUACCGGUUUUUCCCACCAUGACAUUUCCAAACCACUACUCUAUCGCGACCGGACUCUACCCUGCACACCACGGUAUAAUCAUGAACAAGUUUACCGAUCCGGUCACGGGAGAGGUGUUCAACAAAGGCUUACAACCGAAAUGGUGGUUAGGUGAGCCGUUAUGGGUAACCGCAGCAAACCAAGGUCGCAAGGCUGUGACUUACUUCUGGCCAGGCUCUGAAGUUCCCAAAGGUUCUUGGACUUGCCCUGAAGGAUAUUGUCCUCAUUUCAACCUUUCAGUUCCUUUGGAAGAAAGGGUGGAUUCGGUCUUGAACCAUUUUGAUCUCCCUGAGGACGAUAUUCCUGAUUUGCUGAUGCUGUAUUUCGAUGAGCCGGACCAAUCGGGUCAUAACUAUGGUCCUGAUGAUCCUCGGGUCACCGUUGCAGUUUCAAGGGUUGAUAAAAUGAUUGGUAGGGUGAUUAAGGGGCUGGAGAAGAGGGAGAUCUUUGAUGAGGUUCAUGUGAUAUUGCUUGGUGACCACGGAAUGGUGACCAACUGUGAGUGUGACGAGAAAGCGAUUUACAUUGAUGAUUUAGCAGAUUGGAUCAAGAUACCUGCGGCUUGGAUCCAAUCUUACAGCCCGGUGCUUGCAAUCAGUCCGAAAUGGGGUAAAAAUGUCGAGAAUCAAGGCGAGAAGAACGCAGAAGUCGUGGCAAAGAUGAACGAAGCUUUGAGCUCAGGUAAAGUAAAGAAUGGAGAAUUUUUGAAGGUUUACUUGAAGGAGAAACUACCGGAAAGACUUCAUUAUUCCGAGAGUUAUCGUAUUCCACCGAUCAUUGGAAUGGUCGGAGAAGGUCUUAUAGUAAGGCAGAAUAGAACAAAUGCUCAAGUUUGCUACGGAGACCAUGGUUACGACAACGCGCUCUUCUCGAUGAGGAGUAUAUUUGUCGGACAUGGUUCUAGGUUUAGCAGAGGAAAGAAAGUGCCAUCGUUUGAGAACGUGCAGAUCUAUAACAUCGUUGCUGAGAUUCUUGGACUACGACCAGCACCGAACAAUGGUUCUUCUUUGUUCCCCCGGAGCAUUCUCUUGCCUUUUGGAGCAACAAGAGAAAUAAAAUAAUGGUUAAGCAAAAAAUUCCUAAGCUAAUGAAUAAAACGUAAGGUGAUAAAUGAAUAACUAAUCUAUGUGCUCUCCAUGUUGUGAUGUUCUUAAUUUAUCUUGAAAUCACGAAAAUGUGACCCUUAAUGUUUUCAAAUAAAUCAGGUUUCGUCUUGGAGCCACGAUAACAUUAAUA